GGGCGCGCUGACGUGACUCUAGUUUCGUCUGAUCCGUGGAGUCAGUAGAGCAGUCUUAGUCACGUCUGCCUGAUUUUGGAUUGUCGUUAUAGGUUAAAGUGACUCUAAAUGUCAUUCGCCUUGAUAAAUAUAAACUGCUACAAUCAAAACACGAAUAAUAGCUUAGUGACAGGCUAGCAGCGAUUCUCUAGUCUACAUUAAAUAAAUAGUUGAAUGAUAAAUAUGACAGCAGUAGCGGAUUUCACAACAGAAUCAGCAAAAGAUGUACAUUCAAAUUAUACUUCCAAAAAUCACUGGCGUCGUAUUUCACUUCCAGCUGCAUUAAAUGAGAUUCUCACAGCAUUAAGUACCCCAGAGAACGUGAAAAAAAUUGCCGAAGCUAAAGAGAAUUCUGGCAAUGAGAUGCUCAAGAUGAUGCAGUUCGUGUUUCCCAUCGUGGUUCAGAUUCAAAUUGAUAUAAUAAAGAAUUAUGGAUUCUCGGAAGGUCGAGAGGGACUUGUGCAGUUUCACCAGUGUAUCAGGACGCUGGAGAAAGAGGAUGCAGAAAUUGCCAGAUUACACAAUCAAGUGAGGGCGUAUUUCCUCCCUCCAGUGGCCAGCAGUCCUUCUGGCGAGGCCUCACUUUAAUUGACUUAAUUAUUAAUGAAUUAAUUAAGUAGGGAAUCCAUGGAAAAAUUGCCAUUAGUUAUGAACAUUCAUGUCAUUUGUUGAUCAUUGAGAAAUAGACAAUAAUGAAUUCUUAAAUACUUUAUUUUCAUAUACAAAACUCAGUCGAGUAACUUCAGUAAAUGAAUCGAAUAGUGAAGUGGUGAAGAGCAGUAUUAUUUUGGAAAUAUCUUCCAAACUGAUGGAUUCCGAACAAAAUUCAGGACUUUCUUAAUUAUGUUUUUUAUAGUCUCUUUUAGUCUUGAAAAUUAUUGACGAAACAGAGGAAUUAAUUAUCUCAAUUGUCUGCUGUUCACCAUUUCCCUACAGAAUCAAAAUUCAUCAAUUUGUUUACUCAUUCCCUGAACAAUCAUUUGCUGAUGUUAAUGCGACACACAAACAAUUAUUUCGUCACAAUUUCACAUGAUUCUUGUGGUCUAAUAAAUAGGUUCUUUUGAUAAUAGCUUGAAGCAUUUUCUUCGUAAAAGUAUAAUUAAUUAUGAGACUAAUUUUAGGUUUAAUUCUAUAAUGUUCGAAUUUUCUAUAUAUGAAAAAAUAGAAUAUUGUUGAAUAAAUUAUCAUCUGCUUGAAUUACAAUUUUUCGUUUAUAUAAUGAAGAUCUCUAAAGCUCAAUGUUUCCCUAAAUCUAUAAAUUAUUUUUUUAUUUUUUGUUGGAAAUGAAAAUUAACGAGGCUAGCUGUGGAUCAAUUGGGUCCAUUGGUGCAAAAAAAUAACAGGAAAAAUAAAGAAGUUAUGGGGGAACUUAAAAAUUUGUACAUUUAUUUGCAUAAUUAUUAUCAAUAAUAAAGUAUAUAAUAUGAUCUGCUAAAAUAUAUGAUAAUAAAUUCAAUUGUUACUUAAAUUAAUAAUAAAUUCCAGCCGUUUCUUUUAGAAUCCCUGGACAAUGAAAAUCAUAAAAUAGGUUAAUUAAUAUUUCC
This is a messenger RNA of Diachasmimorpha longicaudata, 1583 nucleotides long. Its product is annotated as protein C10. Gene Ontology annotation, biological process: post-embryonic development. The record is from RefSeq and is a predicted model, not a curated record. Lineage: Eukaryota; Metazoa; Arthropoda; Insecta; Hymenoptera; Braconidae. The coding region runs from base 214 to 627 and encodes 137 amino acids. The transcript has 2 exons.